CUUUCACCAGAAGCUGAAGCUCGCCUUGCUAACAGAGCACGUUUUGAGUUAGAGCUCGAAUUUGUCCAAGCUCUCGCGAACCCCUUUUAUCUCCACUCUCUCGCGCAGCAAAAUAUCCUUACACAGCCCGCAUUCAUCAAUUUCCUAGCAUACCUGUUGUACUGGAAGGAGAAGGACUACGCUCGGUUUAUUCACUAUCCGCAUGCACUACAUCAUCUAGAGCUUCUCCAGAACACCCAAUUUCGCUCCGAGAUCGGAAAAGAUGAAUGGCGCGAGUACUUGAAUCAGAAGCAAUUUGAUCAUUGGAGGACUUGG
Messenger RNA from Fomitiporia mediterranea MF3/22, 315 nucleotides. Its product is annotated as SOH1-domain-containing protein. Gene Ontology annotation, cellular component: core mediator complex; mediator complex. Gene Ontology annotation, molecular function: transcription coregulator activity. The annotation marks the transcript as partial. Gene Ontology annotation, biological process: regulation of transcription by RNA polymerase II. Lineage: Eukaryota; Fungi; Basidiomycota; Agaricomycetes; Hymenochaetales; Hymenochaetaceae. The record is from RefSeq and is a predicted model, not a curated record. The transcript has 2 exons.